UCUCUCUGUCGCGGUUACUUCCCUUGGCUGACCCCCCUCCUUCUCUCUCGGUUUUUGUUGUUUUUUCUUCUUCAUAAUAUGGUAAACUGUAAGAGAGGGGUCCUUAGUCUAGAAGGGCUUUCGCUGCUCGCCCGACUCUCAGCUUUACCACAAUAUUGACACAAACACAAAGAAGUGAACGGUACCUAAAAACUGAUCAUUGGCGAGAAACGAAAAAAAAAAAAAGAACCCAGCCAAGUAACUUUGAAGAGAAAUUUUACAAUCAGUCUUCAGUCCUAUGGGUAUACCUCUUGAAGGAACCUCUACAUAACCAACCAACUCAUUAGAAAUAGUAGCCAGAGCUCUCUUAAAUAAGGUCUCUUCUCUCUCUGUUGCUAACAGAUACCUGUCAGAUGGUUCCCAGAUGUAAUUCACCGGAUUAAACCGAGCACCUAACAAACCCCUGCAGAAGCUGCUCUGUAUGUCAAUAGGGGAUCUUUGAAUAAACUCUUCUGCCAAUGUGACGGUGUUGACAUCCCAGAGAUACCCCUUCGAUCCCACCACCACCAAACACACUGUCAAUUGACAGAGAAUCUCCUGAAAUCAAAAUGUCAAAGAAUUGAUGAAAUCUUUUGAUAAUUAAUUACCUGUCAACUAUGUACCUGUAAUUAAGGAACAUAUGUAUGUAUGUGUGUGUGUGCGUGUGUUUGAAAAUGUGUGUUGACGUAAAAUCCAACUGUUUGGUUCUUUAGUUUAUUUUAGUGUCUGCAGCCAAAGCCAUGCUGGAGCAAAGUAAUCCUUUGACCAAAGUACUUUCAGCCUGUGGAACCAGUUGAUAACAGAUGCUAGACUUGGCAGGGUGGUUUCUUCAGUUCUUCUUCUUGUUAUAACGCUACAAUUCUGCUCUCCUCAACCAAACCUGCCGCUACAUAACUCUUCUAAACCAUAAACAUGUAUUCCGUACAGUCUGUAUACACCCCAAUGGGGAAACAGUUUUUUGGAACCUUUGAUUUCAAUGGUGGUAAAAAUUACCCUCCCACUUCGGAGCCCGAGACAGAGACCCCACCUACCAGUACGCCAUCAUCCAAUACAGGGAUUACAUCAUCAACCAAUACAGGAAUUACCAACAGUAUAAGUUUUAUGAACAAUUCCUACCAGCAUCAUCAUCACAGACAGAUGACCAUUCAGCAUAGUUUGGCCCAUAAGAAACCAUAUCGAUGUGAUAUUUGUCGGAAGGGGUUUUCAAGAAUGGCUAAUUUAACGAACCACGAACGUGCGUCUGCUGCAGGUUUGAGUCAGACCCACUUCAGUUGUGAAUAUUGUACAAAGGCAUUCAGCCAGCGAGAUUAUCUGCGGAUACACGAACGCGUUCACACUGGAGAGAAACCCUUCAAGUGUUCAAUGUGUGAAAGGUCUUUCAGCCAUCAGACCAUUCUACAAAACCAUGAACGAGUUCAUACUGGUGCGAAACCCUACAACUGUGCAAUCUGCAGCAAGACGUUUGCUCACCAGACAACGCUGGUCAACCACCAGCGCAUUCAUACUGGUGAGAAACCGUAUCGGUGUUCGAUCUGCAAUAAAAAUUUUGCUCAUCAGACUACGCUUAUAAACCAUGCGAGAACACACACCGGGGAGAAACCAUUCAAGUGUUCGAUCUGUAUGAAAGCGUUCGCUCACCAGACCACGCUGAUCAACCAUCAACGUAUUCACACCGGGGAGAAAACCUAUCAUUGCCCGACGUGUCUGAAGACGUUCGCUCAUCAAACCACCCUUAUUAACCAUCAGCGGGUACACACUGGCGAAAAACCUUAUAAGUGUUCAGUUUGUGACAAAAUUUUUUCCCAUCAGACAACACUGACAAUUCAUGAACGAAUCCACACGGGCGAACGUUUGUACAAAUGCAGCCAGUGCGAGAAAAGCUUCACCCAUCAAACCACCUUGAAAAACCAUGAGCAAUGCCAUUCACCUGAAAAGGCUUACAAAUGUUCGAUCUGCAUGAAAUCAUUUGCCCAUCAAACAUCUCUGUUGAAUCACGAACGUGUUCACACAGGGGAGAAACCUUAUCAUUGCACAACCUGCUUGAAGACAUUUGCACAUCAAACCACACUGAAGAACCACGAACGGACCCACACGGGCGAGAAGCCCUUCACGUGCUCAAUAUGUCAGAAAUCUUUCACACACCAAACUACAUUGCUGAAUCAUGAGAAGACUCACGUUGGAGAGGUCGUGGUUCCACCAGUCUCAAUGUCGGAGAACACCCCCGGAAUGGUGUCCCGCACUUCAGGGUCAUCAUCGAACAUAUUCCACUGCACCAUUUGUAGGAAGUCUUUCUCUCACCAAGCAGAUUUGAAGAGCCAUGAACGAAGUCAUGUCUCUUCUGUUGGCAACAGUAAUAAUAAUGAAAAGCUCUACAGCUAUGAUGGUACUUCCUCCAGUAGCAUUCAGCCACCGUCUGGGUCUUCUGUUUCACCUGGCGCCGGGGCAGGUGGCGGCGGCGGCGGUGGUGGUGGCAGCGGCAGCAACACCCCAGGAGACAAGACCUACUCUGCCACGUCCUUGACUCAGCAUGACUCCGAUACUCCACCUUCCAAGUCUAACUCCCAUUCAUCUCAUAAUCGAGGCAGCAGCAGCAACACCAACUCCACGAAUCAAUCUGCCUCUUCUAAUAAUGCGGACAAGCACCACAGGGACCCCAACAGCCAUCCAUCAUCAUCCCUUUCUCCGCGAUCCAGCGGGUCCCAUCAGCAGACUCAGUCCCACUUAACCUCCAACACACCAAUGCAGAUGUCAUCCUCUUACAUCCAUCAAAUGUCAUCCCACUGGGACAACAGUUACAGUUGGCCCAGGGGUUUCCCAGUGUCUUCAGGAUGGAGCCCUACGUGGCCUAAACCCCCUAACCCUAUCCCAUCUGUACGACAAAAAGAGUUGACCUAGAUAUUCGGCUUUACUUUCAACCCACAAAAAUCACAUGAGAACGGACAUUCAUUCACACCUGUAGUUUAUGAAAUUACCUUUCCACCUCAGCCUACGACAGAUCUACUCAAACAGUUGUCUUCUAAGACUCUUACCUUUUCUUUUCAAUCGCAACUCUAUCUCACGUCAGCUGCAGCUUUGAUGACAGGUUCACCUGAUUUUUCAAACAGUCAUUUCACUACAAUUUCUAGGUUGUAUCACAAGGCCUUCUUCAUCUCUCUUCUCUCUCACUCACACAAAUGUUCCCACAGUCAACCAUUUCCCCUCCUUUCUCACUAAAUAUUUUCAAGUGUCUAUAUUUGGUGGAAGGUUACCUUAUUUCAACCAAACUGAUCAAUACAUUUUCAAUAAUUCAAUACAACCUCAAUCGAUCAACUUGACAACUGUGUAACACUCUCAACGGGGUUGUGCUGUCUGCUGCAAGUUGCCCGGCCGGUUGGUCGUAGCAGCUACGUAACAUCAUUGAAAUUUGGUUAAAAAUUCUAGUUACAGAAGUAAGCAUCACCUAGAAACGUGAAUUAGUGCAGCCAAUUAUUAAAUAUAUUUUUCAAUCCUAGUUGUAAUGUGAUGAUGGCUAUCUUACAGUUUUAUUUCAAGAUGCCGGUGAAAGUGUGAAUUGAUCAACAGCCAGUGGACGUUUUUGCUGUUUUGUAAAGCAGUUUAUAUUUUACACUUUGUGUAUGGAUAAUGUUACCGAAUUUGAUGUGGUGAAUGAAAUUACCCAGUUGUAUCAGGAGUUGAUUUCGUUGAGAAGAAAUGAAA
This is a messenger RNA of Octopus sinensis (East Asian common octopus), 3714 nucleotides long. RefSeq names its product gastrula zinc finger protein XlCGF26.1-like. Gene Ontology annotation, molecular function: RNA polymerase II cis-regulatory region sequence-specific DNA binding; DNA-binding transcription activator activity, RNA polymerase II-specific. The coding region runs from base 931 to 2913 and encodes 660 amino acids. NCBI's taxonomy places the organism in Eukaryota, Metazoa, Mollusca, Cephalopoda, Octopoda, Octopodidae. Gene Ontology annotation, biological process: regulation of transcription by RNA polymerase II. The record is from RefSeq and is a predicted model, not a curated record. Gene Ontology annotation, cellular component: nucleus. The transcript is spliced from 3 exons.